CGUUUCGUUCUCGGGACGGUACUGUAGGGGAACGUCCAUGAAUGACAUUGUGAAUUCACUCUCACCGAUAUGGUCAACCGUGAGUUUACGGUCAAGCAGUAGCGUUCAAACACUACGCACACUUUCUCCCACUUCAGCUUGGUUGUGCCUUUGCGAAGUCCAACCCUUACUUUUAGGUAGUAGUUCUCUAUAGGCAAAAGACUCUCCGUGAGUAGCUAUAGGUAGAUCGAUAUACAUACAUAUAUAUAUAUACCUCUCUGGCACUCUUUGCUUGGCUCCACACCCAAACCCUCGCAUUGCCAACUGCCUACUACCAAUUGUCGACCCCGUCUGCUGCCUGACACUUGCUGUUGAACUUAUUCUGUCUGGCACCUAGGUUGAUUACCUUCACGCUCAUCUGUCCAUCAUGUCAUCCUCUGCUUCGUCGGCUGCUCCGGCACCGGGCAAGGAAUCGACACAACCCAGUUUUCGGGAAAUCCUCAACAAAUCCGCCGCCAGUGCCGUCCGCGGUGGUACCGCCGGAGCUGUUGCCAUGGGAGCCAAUGUUGCUGCACUCAUGUGGAUGCGCACUACGAUCAACUACCAGUACCGCAAUGGUACCAGUUUCCCCGUCGCACUCCGGGCGCUCUACGCCGACGGCGGGAUUCCUCGUUUCUACCGGGGGGUCCUGCCCGCCUUGGCCCAGGGACCCCUCAGUCGCUUUGGUGACACGGCGGCCAAUACUGGUAUCCUUACCAUGCUCAACUCCCUGGACGCCACCAAGGAUAUCAACAUUGGCUUCAAGACCGUAGCGGCGUCCACCGCCGCCGCCUUGUUCCGCAUCGUCAUUAUGCCCAUUGAUACCGUCAAAACAACCAUGCAAGUCACCGGAAAAUUCUCCAACGUGGUGGACAAGGUCAAAGUCAACGGGCCCUUUGCCUUGUACAAUGGAUCCUUGGCAGCCGCCAGUGCCACUUUUGUGGGACACUACCCUUGGUUCGCCACGUACAACUUUUUGUCGGAAAAGAUUCCGAAACAGGAUACGCAAUUGGCCGAACUCGGUCGCCGCGCCAUUAUGGGAUUUUGCUCGAGUGCCAUUUCCGACACUUGUUCCAACAGCAUCCGUGUCGUCAAGGUCUACAAACAGUCCCAUCCCGAACAACUGACCUACGCGAAAGUAGUAAGCAACGUCUUGCAGGAGUCUGGGGUCCGGGGCUUGUUCUUUCGCGGAUUGGAAACCAAAAUUUUGGCCAACGGAUUACAGGGUAUCCUGUUUUCGAUUUUGUGGAAGCAUUUUGAAGAAGCCCUCUUUCCCAAGAAGUAGGACGUCGCCCUUGAUCCUAUACACUGUUAAUUUCCUACCGUAAG
Molecule: messenger RNA, 1347 nt
Organism: Phaeodactylum tricornutum CCAP 1055/1
Lineage: Eukaryota; Bacillariophyta; Bacillariophyceae; Surirellales; Neidiaceae
Exons: 3
Coding region: 407-1303 (298 amino acids)
Source: RefSeq, a predicted model, not a curated record